Messenger RNA from Fonsecaea nubica, 1392 nucleotides. RefSeq lists its product as hypothetical. Bases 1 to 1392 code for a protein of 463 amino acids. The record is from RefSeq and is a predicted model, not a curated record. Gene Ontology annotation, molecular function: proline dehydrogenase activity; flavin adenine dinucleotide binding; sarcosine oxidase activity. Lineage: Eukaryota; Fungi; Ascomycota; Eurotiomycetes; Chaetothyriales; Herpotrichiellaceae. The transcript is spliced from 2 exons.
AUGUCUAACGCCUCAGUUCCGCAGCACAUAUUGAUCAUAGGCGCUGGCGUCUUUGGUCUCUCCACGGCGCUCUCGCUCCUCUCCAACCCCUCGUAUAAUGGCACCCGCAUAACCAUCAUCGACGGCUCCCCCUCCUUGCCGAACCCCUCGGGCUCUUCUGUCGACGCGAACCGCAUCGUCCGCGCCGACUAUGCCGAUAGACACUAUGCUCGGCUGGCCUCUGAGGCGCAACGGCUCUGGCGGGACACGAGGGCAGAAGCAUGGGGAGGGGAAGGCAGAUACCACGAGCCCGGAUUCGUGCUGACGGCUGACGAGGACAAGGACGCAUACCUGCAAGAAUCCCUGGGCAAUGUGAGGAGACUGGCACAAGAGAACCACGGCGACGUAGACUUGGGCAAGAUCCGGGAAUUGCGUGGAUAUGACGAGAUUCGAAAGGCGACCGGUUACGACAAUGUAAGCGGGGACCAUGGCUACGCCAACUUCAACUCAGGAUGGGCCGAUGCCGAAGCGUGUGUCGCUUAUGCCCUGAGGAGGAUACAGCGCGAGGGUGCCGGCCGUGUAAGCGUUCGCCCAGGCGCGCAGGUCGCCAGGCUCGUCUUCUCCGGAGACGAUUGCCAGGGCGUGGAAUUGGCCGGAGGGGAGCAGGUCCAGGCAGACCUGACCGUGUUGGCAGCCGGUGCGUGGAGUCCCAGCCUCAUCGACCUUCAAGGCCGAUGUCUGGCGACCGGCCAGACGAUGGCAUAUUUGGACAUCACCCCUGAAGAACAGGCUGCGAUGGCAGACCGCCCGACGAUAAUGAACAUGAGUCGAGGGAUGUUUGUCAUUCCUCCACGAGGGAACGAACUCAAAAUCGCGCGACAUGGGUAUGGAUAUCGAAAUCCCGUUGAAAUAUCCAGGGCGAUCAUCGACCCUCGUGGUGACAACUCGAACGGCGUCGACCCGGGGUCCGUGGCAGUCAGCGUCCCCAAAGUUGGCAUCCCCAUUCCGCGCGAAGCUGAAGAAGCCCUGCGAGAAGCCCUUGGCGAGAUUCUGCCCCAUAUGGCGGACAGACCGUUCACGCGCACGCGAAUAUGCUGGUACUGCGACACCCCGACCGGCAACUUCCUCAUAACCUCGCACCCGCGCCUCAAGCACCUCUUCCUCGCCACCGGCGGCUCGGGCCACGGAUUCAAAUUCUUCCCCGUGAUCGGGGACAAGAUUGUCGCGGCGAUCCAGGGCCGACUGGAACCCGAGUUGGCGCACAUCUGGCGGUGGAGGAGUCCGCAGGACCUGAGGGAGGAGGUCAUCAAAAAUGGCGGAGACGAGUUCAUCGCAUGUGAAGACGGGAGUCGGGCGGGGGAAAAGGGCAUGAUUCUCGACGAGGAGAUGAAGAGGGGGACGGCCACGACAUAG